Messenger RNA from Rubroshorea leprosula, 693 nucleotides. The record is from the annotation of a GenBank genome assembly. Lineage: Eukaryota; Viridiplantae; Streptophyta; Magnoliopsida; Malvales; Dipterocarpaceae.
GGAUAGACUUUUCUGUCUCUCUCGGAGCUCCUUGUGCCUAAACAAUAGAACUCUCUGUUGCUUCAUAUUUCAAGAAAAUAACAAACUUUUGUAUCCUUACUUGAUUCUUCCUCGUGUUCCUUUUUCCUUCUUCAUCACCCCGUUAGCCUCUACUAAUGGAAAACUUCAAGUGCUUCUCAGGUUCUGAAGGUUGCAGUAGCAGUGAAUCUGGUUGGACAAUUUACAUUUCCUCUCCCAUGCAAGAAGAUGCAGAAAGCAGUCAGGAAAAUGAUGAUAACAACAAUCAUUAUAGAAACUACAGUUACAAUGAUGAUCGGAAGGAGAGCAGUGAUGAUUCAAUGGCUUCUGAUGCUUCUUCAGGCCCAAGUCAUCAACAACAUAAGUUUAAGAAUGGUCGAGACAGCCACAGCAAUUCCCGUCUCAAGAAUGACAAAGGGGAUUAUUCAAACAAAUGUCCUUCUCGUAAGGAGGCAAAGAAACAGGAGAAAAGGGGCUUUGACAGUGGCAACAAAAAUAAAGGAAGAUUCAGCAGUCGGGAAAAGAACCACAAGUAAUCCAGUCUAAAGCAGGAAAGGUUAGUAGAAAUUCACCGAGACAGGCUGACAAAUGUGUCUUCUUUCCAACAACAGAAUCAUAAAUGUAUCUUCAUUCUUUACCUCCUCAGAAGUGAUAUAAUACAAGAUCAUUAUGAUU